Gigantopelta aegis is the source of this 2682-nucleotide messenger RNA. Its product is annotated as E3 ubiquitin-protein ligase TRIM71-like. Lineage: Eukaryota; Metazoa; Mollusca; Gastropoda; Neomphalida; Peltospiridae. Bases 501 to 2615 code for a protein of 704 amino acids. The record is from RefSeq and is a predicted model, not a curated record. The transcript has 3 exons. Gene Ontology annotation, molecular function: zinc ion binding.
UCGGCAAGCUAAUAGAUCUGUCACGCACUGGCGAUCUUAAAAGAAAUUCAAAUCUCAAUAAGUAACAUCGUGACGUUGUAAAUGUUUUACUCUCUGUAUCAAACAAUAUACGAGGAUGCAGUUGUCGACAUUGUACUCGUUAUCGAGACGAAUAAUGACGUUGUUGCAGUAUAACAAUAUACGAAGAUGCAGUUGUGGAUAUUCUACUCGUUAUCGAAACGAAUAUUGAUGUUGUUGCCGUAUACAAAUAUACAAGGAUGCAGACACGGACAUUCUACUCAUUAUUCAGACGAAUAAUGACGUUGUUGCCGUGACCAUUUUAUUUCUAUUAACUAUUCCGGAACAUGAUAAAUUUUAUUUUUAUUCCAGGUGAAAAUCAAGAAGCUAGACUUUGCUAACAGAGGUUAUUAGAACGUCAAACGUAGUCCACGACAGCUGGCUGUAUACACGUGAAAUAAUAAUCCAGUUUAUCAUUCAAGUGAAUAAUCUAUUAACUGGACAUGGCUGAAAGCGAUGUUGUUCAAAUUCUGGAAAUUCGUGACGAGUUCGUUACGUGUGAGAUUUGUUUGGAGUAUUUUGACGAUCAAGACAAAUCUCCACGUAUCUUACCGUGUUUCCACAGUUUCUGCUGUCGCUGUCUGGAGUCGAUUUGGGAGAAGUCACCAGCUGGAGUAAGAUGUCCCAACUGUCGACAGGUUUGGCCUGUUCAGAAGAACAUUCCAGGAACAUUUCCACAGAACAAGGUGUUGAGGAAUUUAAUUGAAUAUGUUAACAUGAAAAACAAGCUGGAUGAAAUUAUGUGCAACGAGUGUCCGGACAGUUGUAGAGCAACAGUGCGUUGUAUGAACUGCAGCGAAUACAUGUGUCAAGCAUGUACAGCAUACCACAAGAAAUUUGCAAUGUCGAAACAUCAUCACACUGUUCUUAUUUCGGAAUAUAUCAACAUGCCCCAAGAAGUCCUUUUCCAACAGAAAUAUAUUUGUACAAACCACGAAAAUAUGAACUUGGAUAUAUUCUGCAGGGUAUGUUCAGUCGCUGUUUGUUCAUCGUGCGCUCUUAUCUCUCAUAGAGAUCACGAGAUACUAGACCUAAAAGAUGUCUAUCAGGCAAAGAAAGAUCAAAUUAGAGCAAUCCUAUGCGAUUUAGAAACGUCGAAAGACACAUCAGAAGGUUACAAAUGCAAGCUUGUUGAACAGAAUGAAGCACUAAGUGUUAUGAAAGAACGACGUUUGCAAGAUAUUGAUGACUCAUAUGAAAAAUGCAUCACAAUGUUGUCUGAGAAAAGACAACAAUUAAAAGAACAAGUAAUUUCUAACGUGGCCAAACAACAGGCUGACAGAAAUGAGAAAUUGGAGAGGCUAACUCAGUCAAAUGACAGUAAAAGUCAACAUUCUCUUUACUGUCAACAAGCGAUGUCGUAUGCACGCGCUGUUCAGUUUAUAGAAAUGUCUGAGGAUCUGGAGAAGGAAACCAGAAGGCUGCUAGAAAUACCUCAACUGUUGAAUAUGAAGAUGGAAAAGGUAGACGUAGAUCUGGAUACCUUUGAUGAGGUUUGUAAAAUCCUGCAGAAACGUACAAUGGUGGUUGAUAUGUCGCAGAUAAAACCAUGUAUUGAGGUGACGGAUGCCAAAAAAGGUGACGAAUCCCGUGUGAUUCAAGUUACAUUGCUACCAAAGGAAACUAAAGUCGGCAAUCAGACAGAUAUGUUAAAAGCAAUGAUUGAACCAGACACUGAAAUGAAGGGUGAGGAGAAACCGAAGACACAACUGAUUUCGUUUGGUGCGGGGAGCGUUACGUAUAAGCCAACGUGUACUGGACCUCACAGGUGUUUCAUUAGUCUCUGUGGACAUCAGCUGACUAAUGAUGGAAUUGUAUUUCACAGCAGAAACAACGAUGACGAUGUGAUGAAAAAAAUCCUCUUCGGUGCUGACGAUCAGUCAGGACAAUACAGAGAAGUUCUUUUACCAACUGUAGAGUUUGACCGGAAGAAUAUUUACAGGAUGAUAUGUAGUAUUAACGAAUCUGAAAUUCUGGUGAACAAAAUUUCAGCAACAUCAACUUCUAACCAGACUUCCGGUCUGCAGCGUUUCUCUGGAGUGACAGCCAGAACGUGCAUUCCACGACGAGGAAUAUCUUACUGGGAGACGGAAGUGGACUGUACGGUAGUAGGAUCGGUAGAAUUAGACAACGCAGCAGCAGAAGUCGGUGUUUGUAUGGACGGACACUGUGACGAUGUAGACGGGAUUUGGAACAACGAACAUGCUUGGUGUGUCGGUGUGUUCCGCUGUAGAUCUCACAACAGUCUCUGUUUAGGUGUUCUGUCACGUGGAGAGCUGCUGUAUCACAGUCCUGUGACAGGUUUUAAACACGACACACGACUCACUGUCACACUCGGACUGUUAGUAGACUCAGACAACGCCACUCUCCACGUUAUCCGUGUUGACGACAACACAGUUUUACACUCAGUCUCAAACAUCGACGUGUCACGGCCGCUAAUGCCCAUGUUUCGUGUUGGCAGGUCUGAAUAUUUUGAUGUUAAAAUGAAAAUAUCAUCUGGCCCAGAUCUUUCAGUAAACCGUGAACUGUUGGUCCUACUCUCGAGUUUAAUUAAAUAGUCAAAAUGGGAGCAAGUCAUCCAAAUAGUUAAAUUUAAAGUUUGUUUUGUUUAACGACACCACUAGA